Molecule: messenger RNA, 1083 nt
Organism: Schizosaccharomyces osmophilus
Lineage: Eukaryota; Fungi; Ascomycota; Schizosaccharomycetes; Schizosaccharomycetales; Schizosaccharomycetaceae
Gene: mpo1
Product: ER membrane fatty acid alpha-oxygenase Mpo1
Exons: 5
Coding region: 1-1083 (360 amino acids)
Biological process (GO): sphingoid catabolic process
Cellular component (GO): endoplasmic reticulum
Molecular function (GO): acyltransferase activity, transferring groups other than amino-acyl groups
Source: RefSeq, a predicted model, not a curated record
AUGUCGAUGCUUAGUACAAGCUACAGGUUUUAUGCGGCAUAUCAUUCGAACGCCGUUAAUAUUCGAAUUCACCAAGUGUGUAUUCCUUUACUUUUGUGCACGGCUUUGAUUUUAUUCUCCAAUUUCGAUGUGAGGUUGCUCAAUUCUUCUUUUCAUGUGAACUUGGCUGUUUUAAUCGCUACUAUAUAUCAAGGGUUCUAUUUAUGCAUUGAUUUCAUAGAUGGUUUGCUAUACGCUCCUGCUCUCUAUUUGUAUUCGAUUUUGUUGCCGAAGUUGUUGUUUCAACGAUGGUCUCAAUCCACAGUGAAUUCGACUGCUAUCUUUUUACAUAUCAUAAGUUGGGUACUACAAUUCAUUGGUCACGGUGUUUUUGAAAAAAAGAGACCCGCGCUUCUUGAUAACCUUGUUCAGUCUAUUUUCUUUGCACCCUUGUUUGCAUUUUUGGAAACGAGUCCUCUUUUCGGAUAUCAGCCUGCUGUUACAAAAAACAUUCGUAUUGCUACUAAGAUUCAACAAAAAGAAGAGAUUCAUGGAUCUAGUAAGAGUGUAAAAUCGGAGAGCUUGUUUGAUGAAUCUCUUCUGGAAUCCCCUGCAACUGAAGUUUCAAAUGGUCGCACAGAUAUUACGAUCCGCCCUCUAUAUUUGAGUGACAUAAACGACGAGUAUUUGGAUCUCCUUGAUGUCUUGGUUGCUGCUACUGUUCGUCCAACCUUGGCUUCUUAUCAAAAACGAUUUUUGGAAUUAAAAAAAGAUUUUCCAGACACUUAUUAUACUAUAGUUGUCGAAGAUAAAGAAAGCCGUAAAAUAGUCGGAACAGCCACUCUAUUUGUGGAAAGGAAAUUCAUACGCGGCAAUGGAAUUUGUGCACAUGUAGAAGACGUUGUCGUCCAUCCCAAGUUUCAAAACCGUUCCAUUGGCAAACUUUUGAUUCAAACCCUUACGAAAUUGGCUUUCAUUUUGAACUGUUACAAACUAAUCCUUGACUGCUCCGAAACCAAUGUUAAAUUUUAUGAGAAAUGUGGCCUAAACCGCGCAGGUGCCGAAAUGAAGAUUUAUAAUGACCUCCUUCGAGAAAACAAGUAA